AUGGUUUACGAGACCAACUUUGCCUGCAGGCUGCUCGGUCAUCGCAACUUGCCGAGAUCUUACCGAGAUACCAUCGCGGUGAUGCGCACCGCCAUCGAUAGUCUCGUCGUCGAUGCAGUUAUGGCUGAGCCUCAGCUCACUGUCGAGCAAAACCUCGUUAAACUCCGCCAGCCCUUUAUCGAGUGCUCGAUCUACAAGUAUACGGACCUCACGCCCAACGCCUUCGCCGUCUUCGAGCCCGCGCAGCCCCUGGGACUGAGUCUUGUGUACUCCGAGACCACUGGACAGCUCAUCUGCCUCGCCAUCGCGAGCGAUCGCUACGCCGUGAUCGUCGAUUUCUUGGCGGGCGAGCGGCCGCCCCGCACUGGUCGCGCGUCCCCCUCCAAUGACGCCGUCGCCGGGAGCGCCGUCCUCCAGGAGUACGUCCUCGCACGCGACGCGGGCCAGACCAAUGCAUUCGACUAUGAUCCCCUCGCCAUGCCCUUCUUCACCGAGAUCAGCAUGCGCGUGAAGAGCGGGCUGGACGUGCAGUCCGCGUGCAAGGAGUCUGCGCCGACGCGCAAGCACGUCGACGUUGCCAAGGCGCUCGUCGGGGACAGGCGGAUGUACGAGAACAACCUCAAGCGCGCAGCCAAGCAGACCAAGUUCGAGAUCAGCGCUCCCACCCACCGCCGCUGCUCCGCGCUCGUCCCCCUCACGUGGCUCACGCAGUUCGUCGCGACGUACGAGGGCAGGCUGAUGUCGUUCGCUGAGGUCAAGCUGAUAAAUAGCGAGAGGCUCACGUCGGCGUACCUCGACGUAAACAGCAAGAUCGCAAACGACACGCGUCGCAUGGAGCAGAACGAGCCCGACCGCAAGAAGCACUCGUUCAAGCGCGACAGCGGAGGCGGGAAGAUGGACGACCCGAACCUUAAGAUCAAGGCAGAGAAGUACUCGCAGCGCUUUCGUGCCGGCCAGGACGUGCAGAUGGUUGUCCAGACGAAGUCCUAUGGCCGAUACACUACCUCCGCCGCUGUCGAGGAUGCGCGCGGCAAGGGCGCUAGCCUCAAGACCGCGCUCUCAACCAACGAGGACCGGAUGGUCAAGACCUUAGUCUCGGUCGGCAAAGACGACCCCGCCCUCGCUGAUAUGAAGUGCGCCGCGGUCAUACUGCAGAUCUCGCAGGGCGAGAUCGACCUCCUGUCAGAAGACGCAUGGGUGCAGAACAUCUGGCUUCGUCCCACCCUAACUUGGCCCGAGGAAUGGUCUACCACAUUUAAGCCCAUCCCAAUGUCUCACAGACCUCUGGGCACUGGCAAAACAUCAGCUGCUACAGCUCAGCAGUGCAUUGCGGCGGGCAAGAAAGGCAUCUGGGUCAUCGCCCUGUCCAAUGUGGCUGUGAAUAUCGCGGAGAAGCUGGAGAAAGUUAGAUCCCAUAGCUAUCGCUUAUCAGCCUCUACGGACUUCUGCCAUGACUGGCAUGAGCACAUCUUCGAUUCUGUCAAGGAGAACCUCAUCGUCUCUGACCGCUUCCAGAAGCUCAAUAUGAAGUAUCUAAAGGGUGUCGAGCCUGCGUUAUUGGAGAUGACAAGCAAUUGGCCCCUAUAUGGCCAAAAUGAGCCCAAGAAGCUACAGAGCAACUUUGAGGUCCCACACCUCCACAACAAUCUUGGUGAUAUCAUCUCCAAGGCUGUGUAUGAGGGCAUGUUGAAGUCUAAUUAA
Molecule: messenger RNA, 1701 nt
Organism: Schizophyllum commune H4-8
Lineage: Eukaryota; Fungi; Basidiomycota; Agaricomycetes; Agaricales; Schizophyllaceae
Exons: 11
Coding region: 1-1701 (566 amino acids)
Source: RefSeq, a predicted model, not a curated record